Messenger RNA from Maudiozyma barnettii, 2856 nucleotides. RefSeq names its product trifunctional formate-tetrahydrofolate ligase/methenyltetrahydrofolate cyclohydrolase/methylenetetrahydrofolate dehydrogenase ADE3 (gene ADE3). Gene Ontology annotation, biological process: tetrahydrofolate interconversion. Gene Ontology annotation, cellular component: cytosol. Bases 1 to 2856 code for a protein of 951 amino acids. Gene Ontology annotation, molecular function: formate-tetrahydrofolate ligase activity; ATP binding; methylenetetrahydrofolate dehydrogenase (NADP+) activity. The record is from RefSeq and is a predicted model, not a curated record. NCBI's taxonomy places the organism in Eukaryota, Fungi, Ascomycota, Saccharomycetes, Saccharomycetales, Saccharomycetaceae. The transcript has a single exon.
AUGACUGGGGAAUUGAUCGAUGGUAAAGCGGUUGCCACCUCCAUUAGAGAAGAGAUCGCUAAAGAAAUCAAGGUCCUACAAAAUGAUACUCCAGAUUUUAAGCCAACUUUGGCCAUUAUCCAAGUUGGUAAACGUGAAGACUCUAACACAUACGUGCGUAUGAAACGUAGAGCUGCUGUUGAAGCUAAUAUCGAUGCUCAGUUUAUUCAUUUCGAUGAUGCAGAUUCUGUGACAGAACAUGAAUUAUUGGAUAAAAUUGCAUCCUUAAACGCAGACCCAUCCGUUCACGGUAUUAUUGUCCAAUUGCCACUUCCUGCUUCAUUAGACGAAGAUAAAAUCACUUCUGCUGUGUUGGCUACUAAGGAUGUAGAUGGGUUUGGUCCAUUUAACAUUGGUGAAUUAAAUAAACGUAAUGGUCGCCCACAUUUCUUGCCAUGUACUCCAAAGGGUAUCAUUGAAUUAUUGAACCGUUACAGCAUUCAAAUGCAAGGUGCUAACAGUGUUGUCAUUGGUAGAUCUGAUAUUGUUGGUGGUCCAGUUGCGGAACUGUUGAAGUCUGGUAAUUCUACUGUUACCGUUUUACACUCUUACAGUCAAGAUAUUCCAAAAUAUUUGAAGGAUGCCGAUAUCGUUAUUGUCGCCAUUGGUAAGCCCGGUUUCGUUAAAGGAGAAUGGUUCGAAGGGAAUAAGAAGAGUUGUGUUGUUAUUGAUGUUGGUACUAAUUAUGUUGAGGACAAGACAAGAAAAUCAGGAAUGAGAUGUGUUGGCGAUGUCGAAUUUGAAGAAGUAAAGAAACAUGUUAAGUUGAUUACUCCAGUUCCAGGUGGUGUAGGCCCAAUGACGGUUGCAAUGUUGAUGCAAAACACGUUAAUUGCUGCUAAGAAAACCUUGAAGACAGACGGUCCAAUCUUUGAAACUUUACCUCUGGUCCUUGAGACUCCAGUUCCAUCUGAUUAUGAAAUCUCUAGAAAACAAAAGCCAAAGGAAAUUACUCAAAUUGCUCAGGAGGCAGGUUUAUUACCAUCUGAGUUUGAACCUUAUGGUUCCACAAAGGGUAAAAUUAAACUUGAUAUUCUAGAGCGUUUAAAGAAUAAGACCAAUGGUAAAUAUAUCCUUGUGACAGGUAUUACCCCAACUCCAUUGGGUGAAGGUAAAUCUACGACUACUGUCGGUUUAGCUCAAGCCCUUGGUGCUCAUCUGAACAAAAAAGUUUACGCCAACGUCAGACAACCUUCCAUGGGUCCAACAUUUGGUAUUAAAGGUGGUGCCGCUGGUGGUGGUUAUUCUCAAGUAAUUCCUAUGGACGAAUUUAAUUUACAUGUGACUGGUGAUAUACAUGCUAUUUCAAUGGCUAACAAUCUAUUAGCAGCUGCUAUUGACACUAGAAUGUUCCAUGAAUCUACUCAAAAGGAUGCUCCAUUGUAUAGACGUUUAGUGCCUGCUGCAAAGGAUGGUUCAAGAAAAUUUACUAAAUCAAUGUUGAGAAGAUUAGAGAAAUUAGGGAUUAAUAAAACCGAUCCAAAUGAAUUAUCCGAAGAAGAAAUAAACAAAUUUGCUCGUUUAAAUAUUGACCCCGAAACAAUUACCUGGAGGAGAGUUGUUGAUUGUAAUGACAGAUUCCUGAGAGGUAUUACCAUUGGUGAAGCACCAACUGAACGUGGUUUUACUAGAAAGACAGGAUUUGAUAUAUCUGUUGCUUCUGAAUGUAUGGCCAUUCUUGCGCUUUGUAACUCAUUGCAAGACAUGAGAGAACGUCUAGGGAAGAUUGUUGUCGGUGCUAACAAAGAAACUUCUGAACCAGUUACAUGUGAAGAUAUUGGUUGUGCGGGUGCUAUGACUGCUUUGUUGAAGGAUGCCAUCAAACCAAAUGUUAUGCAAACUUUAGAGGGUACCCCAGUCUUAGUUCAUGCAGGUCCGUUUGCUAAUAUAUCUAUUGGUGCCAGUUCUGUACUUGCUGAUAAGAUUGCUUUGAAAUUGACUGGUACUAACCCUGAUGCAUCAAAGGAAGCUCAAGAGAAGAAUGUUGGCUACGUGAUAACUGAGGCAGGUUUCGAUUUUACUAUGGGUGGUGAAAGAUUUAUCAAUAUUAAGUGUCGUUCAUCUGGCUUAGUACCAGAUGUUGUCAUCAUUGUUGCCACUGUUAGAGCUUUGAAAGUUCAUGGUGGUGGUCCAGAAGUUAAAGCAGGCACUCCAUUACCAAAGGAAUACACUGUUGAAAACUUGGAUUUACUGAGAAAAGGUUGUGCUAACUUGGCUAAACAUAUUGAAAAUGCUAGACAAUAUAACUUACCUGUAGUGGUUGCUAUUAACAAGAUGUCAUCUGAUUCCGAAAAAGAACAUGAAAUUAUCAAAGAAGAAUCCUUGAGAGCAGGUGCUAGCGAUGCUAUUGUCUCUAACCAUUGGGAAGAAGGUGGCAAAGGUGCUGUUGAUUUGGCUAAUGGUGUCAUUAAAGUGACUAACACUGAAAGUAACAAGGAUUUCAAGUUCUUGUACGAGACCAACACCGGUUUGUCAAUCGAGGACAAGAUUACCAAGAUUGCUCAAUCAAUGUAUGGUGCUAAAGAUGUUGAAUUCUUACCAGAAGCUCAAAAGAAAAUUGAGUUAUAUAAGAGCCAAGGGUUUUCAGAUUUACCAAUUUGUAUAGCCAAGACUCAGUACUCGUUAUCUCACGACGCUAAUUUGAAGGGUGUACCAACUGGAUUUACAUUCCCAAUUAGAGAUGUUAGAAUUGCUUCAGGUGCUAACUACUUGUAUGCCUUGGCAGCUGAGAUCCAAACUAUCCCUGGUCUACCUACACAUUGUGGAUUCAUGAACAUCGAGGUUAACGAAGCUGGUGAGAUCGAGGGUAUGUUCUGA